GGAGAGGAGCAGGAGAAAGCCGGCCACGACAACGCCGACAACAUCGCCAACAACCAAUCGAAGCCAAGGCGAAGUAAACGCUCUCUCAUUAGCUAACUGGAGAAGUGGCCUCCUGCAUGUGUGUGGCAGACGCUGUGAGAGCGCAAUCGAAAGUGCAAGAGAGCAACGCUGCAAAGGCAACGGAGAGGCAACGUGGAGAGGCGAGCGCGCGCUGCUGCUGCUGUUUGGCGUCAUCUUAUGAUGUCAUCAGAGGAGUACGACGCGGACUGUUUUGGUUUGUACAGCGAUGAGAACGAUGUUCUGCUAAAGGCAACGGCAACCACAUUGGAGGCAGAGGCUGAGUGUAAGCUGCAACCCCCACAGCAGGCAAAGAGCGUAGCGAUUGCGCUGCCACCACCACCAACGCCGCAGCCACUGCAGGCAAGCAACGGCAACGGCAGCGGCAUCGGUCGCACAACACCAACACAGACAAACGGUAGCGACGACGCGGCGAACUGCGGCGAAAACGUUAGCGAAGCGGAGAAGCAUUGCAAAGGCAGAGCCAGCGACUCGGACGACGACGGUAACGACGAGGGCGACUCUGACUCGGACGACGUCGUCGUAAUCGAAGGCAACAACGGCAAGGCGACCGCGAUAGCAGCGGCAGCACCAACCAACAGUAACCGCCGCAGUCGCAGUCGCAGUCGUAGUAGUCGCCGUAACGCACUCAAACGACAAAUCAGUCAGUCUACGGCCGUCGGCAAGACAACAACGUGCGCGGCUAAAAAACCGUUGACUACAGCGACAACAUCAAGCAAAGUUGCCAGCAAUUGUAACAGUAGCAACAUUAACUCGAAUUCGAACUUAGUGAGAAGUCGUCGCACGCGCACGCGAUCCUUGAGCAAAGACAGUAACAAUAUUAGUAACAGUAACAGUAAUUUGAAUAGUAACAGUGUUUGUAAUAGUGUUAACAAUAACAGCUGCAGCAACGGCGGCGCAACGGCAACCGCUGCCUUCAUGAGUAGCGCUGCUGCGGCUGCUGCGGGUGCCGCUGGUGGUGCACUCUACACUAACAACAACAUUACCAACAACAACAAUAACAACAGCAAUAACAAUAACAGCAACAUCACGAGCAACUCAAACCUAAGCCCAACAGCAGCAACAAUUGCCACAACAGCAGCAGCAACAACAGCAACUGCUUUAUCCGGCUCCAGUUCGCCGGGCUCCGUAAAUUCGGCAUCAUCGCUGCUUAGCGCAGCCUUUGGCAAUCUAUUUGGCGGCUCCUCGGCGAAAAUGUUAAACGAGCUGUUCGGGCGGCAAAUGAAGCAGGCCCAGGAUGCCACCAGUGGGCUGCCACAGAGUCUCGACAAUGCCAUGUUGGCAGCGGCCAUGGAAACGGCCACGAGUGCCGAUCUGCUGAGCGCUGCUGGGCUGGUCAGCAGUUUAAAUACCAGCAAAUUGCUCAAUAAUAAUAAUAACAACAACAACAAUACGCCGCUCAGCAACGGCAACAACAACAACAACAAUGCUUCUAUAUCGCCAGGAUCGGCUCACUCGUCCACUACCAAAGGUGGCAGCAGCCGGCGUGUGUCCAACUGCAGCGAUCGCUCGCUGGAUGGUAAUCUGGCAGCAGCAGCAACAACAGCAGCAGCAGAUGUUGCUGGUGGCUCGCCGCCGCGUGCGGCUUCGGUAAGUUCGUUGAAUGGUGGCGCCAGCAACACCAACGAGCAGCAGCAACUGCAACAUGAUUUGGUGGCGCAUCACAUGUUGCGCAAUAUACUGCAGGGCAAAAAGGAGCUGAUGCAGCUCGAUCAGGAGCUGCGCACAGCCAUGCAGCAACAGCAACAGCAACAACAGCAGCAGCAAAAUCAUGAGAAGCACCAACAGGAGCUGCACUCCAAGCUCAAUAACAACACUACCACCAACAACAACAACAACGUCGUCUCAGAGAGCAUCAAUUUGAUUGAGGACAGCGAAAUGCCAGAGAUUAAAAUCAAAAGUGAGCCUGAGCUAAUGGCAUCAACAACACAGGCGCCGCAUUCCCCACAUGGCGGCAGCAGCCGCAGCCACAGCAGCAACAGCAGCAGCAGCCACAGCCACAACAGCAGCAACAACAGCAUCGCAAGCAAUGGCAGCCUGAGACGCAAAUCCUCCGAUUCACUGGACAGCAUGCAGCGAGAAGAGCGUGCCACGCCUGCGACUACAGUUGAGCCACGGCUCCAGAAUGAGGUGCUGCCGACGAAAAAGGAAGCCGUGGAUGAUAUGCUGGACGAGGUGGAGCUGUUGGGCCUGUCUGGCCAUGGGCAUUCGCGGAACUCUGAUCUGGAAUCGCUGGCAUCGCCGAGUCACUCGGACAUGUUGCUGCUGGACAACAGCAAGGACGAGGUGCUGGACAACGACGACAUAAUCGAGGAUGAUGAGGACGACGAUGAUGACGACGAUGAUUGCAUUGAGACAAAACGUGAGUCCAACACCAGCAGCUCCAACUGCCUCAAGAAACCCGGCAUGGAGCUAAAGCGAGCCCGCGUCGAAAACAUUGUGUCCAGCAUGCGCUGCAGUCCCUCCGCAACGGCCCAGGCUGGCCAGUUGCAGGUGAAUGGCUGCAAGAAGCGCAAGCUAUAUCAGCCCCAACAACAUGCCAUGGAGCGAUAUGUGGCCGCAGCGGCGGGUCUCAAUUUUGGUCUGAAUCUGCAAAGCAUGAUGCUCGACCAGGAGGACAGCGAAUCCAAUGAGCUGGAAUCGCCGCAGAUACAGCAAAAGCGCGUGGAGAAGAAUGCGCUGAAGUCACAGCUGCGUUCCAUGCAGGAACAGCUGGCCGAGAUGCAACAAAAAUAUGUGCAGCUGUGCACGCGCAUGGAGCAGGAGUCCGAGUGCCAGGAGCUGGACAACGAUCACGAACAGGACAUGGACAGCAUGGAGCAAGAACAGGAACAGGAACAGGAGCAGGAGCCAGAGCCGUUGCAGCAACAAAACGAUGACAUCGAGCUCUCCCACUCGCCCACGCUCAGCGAAUCCACGCCCAAGGAGUCAGCGGAACGUGCCGGCUCCAGUUCGCCCACAUUGAAGCCACAGAGCAGCAGCAGCAAUAAGAGCAGCAGCGACAAUGUUGCUGCCACCACGCCCAAUAUGCUCACACAGAUGAUGUCCAAAAUGAUGUCCAGCAAGCUGCAGCAUCAGCACAAUCCGCUGGUGGGCGUCGCGCAUCCAGCACUGCCCCAGGGCUUUCCGCCACUGCUGCAACAUAUGGGUGACAUGUCGCAUGCGGCUGCCAUGUACCAGCAAUUCUUCUUCGAGCAGGAGGCGCGCAUGGCCAAAGAAGCUGCCGAGCAACAGCAGCAACAGCAGCAGCAGCAACAGCAACAGCAGCAACAACAGCAACAGCAGCAACAGCAACAGGAACAGCAGCGUCGCUAUGAGCAGGAGCAGGAGCAGCAGCGACGCAAGGAAGAGCAACAACAGCAACUGCAUCGCCAGCAACAACAUUUGCAACAGUUGCAGCAACAGCAGCAGCAGAUGGAGCAUCAUGUUGCCGCUGCUGUGCCACGCGUUCAGCUGCAUCCUCCCGCCCGCCUCCCCACACGCAUGGGCGGCGCUGCUGCUGCUGCUGCUGCUGCCGCACAUAGUGUGCUCAAGUCCGAGCUAUCCGAGAAGUUUCAAAUGCUGCGCCACAAUAAUAACAGCUCCAUGAUGCGCAUGUCCGGCACCGAUUUGGAGGGCCUGGCCGAUGUGCUCAAAUCAGAAAUAACUACAUCGCUGUCCGCUCUGGUGGACACAAUUGUCACACGUUUUGUGCAUCAGCGUCGCCUGUUCAGCAAACAGGCGGAUUCGGUAACGGCGGCCGCCGAGCAGCUCAACAAGGAUCUGAUGCUGGCCUCCCAGAUACUCGAUCGCAAAUCGCCGCGCACCAAAGUCGUCGCCGAUCGCGGACACAGCGGCAACAGCGGCCAUCCGGGCGCCCAGAACGGUCCGACGCCAGCAACACAAUCAGGUAAUAAUGGUUCAAUACUAUUAGCUAAUAGUCAGCAGGCGUGUCAGGGUCAGGGCAACAGCAGCAGUGCUGUCAAUGCAAAUCAGCAGCAGCAACAACAACAGCAUCAACUUGCACAGCAGCAGCAGCAGCAACAACAGACCGCACAGCAGCUACAACAGCAACAGCAGCAACAACAGCAGCAACAGCAGCAACAACAGCCGCCACAGCCGCAACAUGCCCUAAAUCAAUCGCAAGUUAUGUCUGCCAUGGCAGCUGCGCAGCAGCAAUUGCCAAAUUGCCAGCAGCUGAUUGCUGCUCCCCGUCUCAAUGGCAAUCAAUUGUCGUUUGCCUCACCCGCGGCCGCUGCUGCCGCCGCCAUGGGCUUGCAAAUGCAUCAUGCUGCCGCCGCGGCUGCCAUGCAGCAGCAGCAGCAACAGCAACAGCAGCAACAGGCUGGUGAGGCGGCUGUUGCUGGCGGCAAUGCGGUCAAUACUGUUAACCAAACGAAUGCAACUAACAAUAGCUUAAGUUCACUUAAUAUACCACCACCUCACAUACGUCCCUCGCCCACAGCGGCGGCCAUGUUUCAGGCGCCCAAAACGCCCCAGGGCAUGAAUCCGGUAGCUGCGGCUGCGCUCUACAAUUCGAUGGCAAGUCCCUUCUGCCUGCCGCCCGAUCAACAGCAACAACAGCAGCAGCAACAGGCCGUACAGCAGCAACAGCAACAGGCCGCGCAACAGCAGCAUCAGAGCGCCCAACAAACCCAACAACAGCUGGAGCAGAAUGAGGCCUUGAGCCUGGUGGUGACACCCAAGAAGAAACGACAUAAGGUUACCGAUACACGCAUCACGCCGCGUACCGUCAGCCGCAUAUUGGCUCAGGAUGGCGUUGUGCCGCCUAGUGGACAGGCAGCUGCCGCAGCAGUUGCUGCCGCUCAACAACAACAACAGCAACAGCAGCAGCAGCAGCAACAGCAGCAACAACAGAGCAGCAAUGGUAGCAGCAACAACAACAACAAUGCAACGCCCGCACAGAGCCCAACGGGUCGCGGCCAGGCCGCAGGCACAUAUCAUCCACCGCCACCACCACCACCACCCAUGAUGCCAGUGUCUUUGCCCACCUCGGUGGCCAUACCAAAUCCAUCGCUGCACGAAUCCAAAGUCUUUUCGCCGUAUAGUCCAUUCUUCAAUCCGCAUGCGGCGCCGGGUCCACACGGUCCGCCACAUGGCGGUCAGCCCACAGCUGCACAGUUGCACCACCAGCACCACCAUCAGAUGCAGCUUUCAUCGAGUCCGCCAGGCAGUCUGGGCGCAUUGAUGGAUUCGCGCGACUCACCGCCACUGCCACAUCCGCCAACGAUGCUCCAUCCCGCUCUUUUGGCAGCUGCCCACCAUGGCGGCUCACCGGACUACAAGACCUGCCUGCGAGCCGUCAUGGAUGCUCAGGAUCGGCAGUCCGAGUGUAACUCGGCCGACAUGACAUUCGAUGGCAUGCAGCCUACUUCUUCUACAUUGACACCGAUGCACCUGCGCAAGGCCAAGCUGAUGUUCUUCUGGGUGCGCUACCCGAGCUCAGCGGUGCUCAAGAUGUACUUUCCGGACAUAAAGUUCAACAAAAAUAAUACAGCACAAUUGGUGAAAUGGUUCUCGAAUUUUCGAGAAUUCUACUACAUACAAAUGGAGAAAUAUGCACGACAAGCUGUCACUGAAGGCAUCAAGACACCCGAUGAUCUGUUGAUUGCUGGAGAUAGUGAAUUAUAUCGCGUGCUCAAUUUGCACUACAAUCGCAAUAAUCACAUUGAGGUACCCCAAAAUUUUCGCUUUGUGGUCGAACAGACACUGCGUGAAUUUUUCCGUGCAAUACAGGGUGGCAAAGACACCGAGCAAUCGUGGAAGAAAUCUAUAUACAAAAUAAUCUCACGCAUGGACGAUCCCGUGCCCGAAUACUUCAAGUCGCCGAAUUUUUUAGAGCAACUGGAAUAAGUGGAGGAGUUGGCUAUGCCAACGAUGCCACCACCCCAGAAUCAACCUACGAACCCUGCUACGACUACCACAACAACAACUGCAACAACAGCAAUGCCGAAAGCGAAGCGAAAACAAAAGUUAAAAAGUUAAAUCUACGGAAGAAAUACAACUGGAUAUAAUGCAUAUAUAACAUUUGUAUUAUGUGCACACUCACACCAAAGAGGCAACACUUUUCUUAGGUAUUCCCCGGAUUUUUCUUUUGGCCUGUCGUCGAAAAUGAAUAGAAUAACCACAACCACAAGAAAGAAAUCAAUUUGCAAUCGGAAAUAUUUCUGUAGAGCCGUAAAAUAUUUUUUUUUAAAUUUCGCAAAAUGCCGUCGUCGCUCCCUGGAGCUAAACAAAAACAACAAAAUACACAAUAAUAGGCGAAAGUCGCAUUAGGUUUAAUGCAACAGCAAAAUCAAAUAAAAACACACUUACACACACACAAUAUAUAUAUAAACAUGCCUCAGCCUAAAACGUGAGCGCUGAAAAGUAUGCAACGCUUUUGAUCAUCUACCAAAUGUUGUCCCAUCAAAAGAAAAAGAACAAGAAAUAUAGUGCAAAUUUAAAACCUGAGCCGGUAAAGACACCAGCACUCUCACACUUACACAUUCACACACACACACACACACACACACACAUAAACGCAUACACUACAAUUGUAUCUAUACAGAGUGUAAACUGUACUCUGACCGUUGGGGUUGCUAGUUGAAAUUUUUUAAAAAAUAUUUUUACUAUACGUUUAUAUUACAAAUACAUACAUAGUUGAGCAAUCUAUUAAUCUACCGAAAGUUGACACACAUUCCAAAGACACAAUCUAAUCAUAAACAAACACAUACACACACACUUUUACACUUCGGUACAGUUUUCGCAGGAAUUUAGAGUGUGUUUUUCCAGCCGAUUGAAAAGUUCUUUGCAGCUGGAGCUGUUACUGAUCCAAUUGCAGACAAACUUUUCUGAACGUCUUUUAGGCGGCAGUGUUGCACAAGCUUUAAAAAAGUGUAAUGCAAUGUUGUCGUAAGAACAUAAAAUAAAUUAACCAAGUUCAGGUUGCUUAUUUCCUUUUAACAUUAAGCACAAUUCAAUGUCUAUAAAAAAGCAAAAAAAAAAAAAAAAACAAAAAAAAAACAAAAGAAAAUUAAUCAAGAAAAACGUAUAAAUUCGCGAGUAGUAUUUACAAUGAAAAAACUAAUAAUAAUUUGUAUUAGCAGCGGGCGUUAGGGUAGUUAAAUUUAUUUAAUGUUAUGCAAAAAAAUACGACCAAAGUUUAUUGUUAAUGUGCUAAAUUUUAAUGCGAUUUUUUAUUUUAAAUCAUGGCCCAUCUUUAAAUAAAAAUUU
Drosophila novamexicana is the source of this 7293-nucleotide messenger RNA. RefSeq names its product homeobox protein prospero (gene pros). Gene Ontology annotation, molecular function: RNA polymerase II cis-regulatory region sequence-specific DNA binding; DNA-binding transcription factor activity, RNA polymerase II-specific. Gene Ontology annotation, biological process: regulation of transcription by RNA polymerase II. The transcript is spliced from 5 exons. Lineage: Eukaryota; Metazoa; Arthropoda; Insecta; Diptera; Drosophilidae. The coding region runs from base 238 to 5931 and encodes 1897 amino acids. Gene Ontology annotation, cellular component: nucleus. The record is from RefSeq and is a predicted model, not a curated record.